Darwinula stevensoni is the source of this 4748-nucleotide messenger RNA. NCBI's taxonomy places the organism in Eukaryota, Metazoa, Arthropoda, Ostracoda, Podocopida, Darwinulidae. The record is from the annotation of a GenBank genome assembly.
UCAUAUCUUUUCAGAGAGCACAGGGAAACCUGGAGAGGGGAAUAAUAUUAGGCAUGGAUGAGAAAAGAACAUUGGAGAUCCUGGAGCAACUGACUUCUAUUCUGUCUCACCAAGGGAGGGGCACUCAGUGCUCCUUAUAUUCUAUACUAAAGGAAAUUCACAUUUCCAAAUGGGAUGGAAACAAGCAAGAGGAAUUGAAAGGCCUCUUACUGGAGAUUAUAAAGAGGGAGGUCUGCCCUGUAAGCAGUGGUCUUUUGGCUGGAAUCCUCCUCUUCCAGCUUGCAUCCCCUCCACUUGAAUCCCUCGAGGAGUCACUCCACUCCCAGCCCUGUUUCUCUCAACUUGCCCUCAUUCAUGGAUAUUUGCACAAUAAGAAAUUGGUCCAAACUUCUUUGCCUGUUUUAGCAAGACUUCACUCACCUCUUGUUGACCUCUGCAUGGCUAAUUCACCAUUCAUGCAAGAGAGCUUCCAGGCAUUGUCGCAGUGGCUGACCCUAAUGAAGUCGAUACCAGAGAAGAUGGAAGUGGAUGCAAUCAUGAAAGUGGUCUUGUGUCACUGGGAAGAUGGAAAUGUAACCUCGGCUGUGAUCCGGGCAUGUAUCAAGGAACUGUGUGGAACAUGUCCCCAGGCCCAGAGUGUGCUGCUUGCAAGAGUCUCCCUGCUGCCAUGGCAGUGUCUCAUCAAGUUCCGCAUUCUUGCUGCUGUUGUUCCACUGAUGCCAGUGACACAGAUGAUGGAAUGGUUCCCAGAUCUGGGGAAAGGACUGAUUGAAAGUUGCACAACAAACAGCAGUGUGCCCCAUGGUUCUGAUAUAUACAAGAGCCUGAUCUCAAAAAUGGACUUGAAGCAGUGGAAGACUUUCUUUCUUCCACACAUGCUCCAUGCUCUUCAGUCCCCCAGGGGGAUCGUGAAGCAAAAUAUUCUCAUUCAUUUCCUGCCCAACACCUUGAUUCUUCUACGAGGCUCUGGAGAAGAACUGAUCUCUCAUCUGGAAAAUGACAUGCAAACAAGGAGCUGCAUAUUGCUUCACUGGAAAAGAAAUGGCUAUCAUAUUAAACCUAAAGACCUUGAAUUUCUGAGCAAGGCUGCUGUUCACUUUGAUGAUUUCAUCCGUGCUGAUGCCUUCGGUGCAUUGUGCUGCUGCAAGCAAGAGCUCUUACUACCCACAUUAGGAGAAGUAUCUCUAGUUGAAGACUUUCUGGCUUGGAAUCUCAAUUUUGAUGCUGCCUCUUUUCGUCACAGUAUGCAGAGGUGGCUGAAAAGCUUCUUGCAAAGACUUCGAGACUCGGGGCUGGCAAAUGAAAAUAUUCAUCUCAUCAACCAGUGUUGGGAAAUUCAGGAACGCUAUUGUGUGUCUACACCUUACUGCAUGAGAUCUUCAGUUCUGGCUGCCUUUUGUGCUGUUGUGGAAAUAUUUCCUGAUCGACCACCUGGGGACCUUGCUUUAUGGUGCUUGCUGAAGAUCUGUGAUGAUCCAGUGUCAGAGAUUCGUGAGAAAGCUGCACAAUGUUUGCGUGUACCUCUUGCAAAGCAUCUCAAGCCUGAAAUUUUGGAACACGCACAAAAGAGGAGUGAGGAACUCUUGAAAAGCCUCAAAUUCAAUUUCUAUGAGAGUGGGGCACUCCUGAUGGCAAUAUACAUCUGCAGUUCAUCUCAACAGAACUCUCUAGUGAAGAAGAUGAUGGAAAAGGUGAAAGAAGACUUUGAGAUGAGUCGAGAGGACCCAGUGAAAGCUUUGUGUGAAGCACCCAUUCAUGGUUGGAUUGCAGCUCUGCGGUGCUGUAUUGGACCUGAGGACAUGUGGGACAUCAUUCCAUUAUGUUGCAAUGUGGUAACACAGAUGCUCCAGAUCCUCUCCCCUCAUUCUGUGCUUGAUCAAGGGGUUUCAGCUUCCUUCGCUGACAUGGGAGAGUGGUUGGAGGAUCUUGCUUCUCAGACCCAAUCACACAAUAUGAGGAAAACCAAGCAGUCUCAGUUCUUGUUAGCAUAUGCUUGGCUCAACAUCAAGGAAUGUGUGUCCUUACUGAAAGAUGCCUGUGUGGGACCAGAUAUCAAGGACAGGGAAACUCUCAGGAUGAUUGGGAGGACAUUUCAGAGGUUGGCUGUUCAAUGUCGACACAAAGGAGUGAUUGAGGCUGUGGGAGUUGCAAUGACAGCCUAUUGCAAGGCAUUGCUAGAGAAAGGAUUCUCAAAUGUGCUUGAACAGUUUCUGGAAGAGACUCUUGAAUUUGUCGAGGGACAAGGAAAGGACAAAAGGGUGUCCAUCACAAGAAGAGGAGCAGGUAUUCCUAUUCUCUUCUUGGCAAUAUCAUCUGCAGAGCCCACCAGAUGCUUGCAAAGACCAUUAGGAGAGCAGACAAUGUCAAACUUGUUGAAGAUAGCAAGAAUUGAAGUGCAGUUGACUCCUGCAGACCAACAGCAUGAUCUCCCACAAGUGUGUGCCUUACACUGCUUGGAAAAAAUUGUUCCCACUUUGGGAGUUGUAUUCCUUGAGGAUCUCUUUACCCUCUGCAUUGACUGCUUCUCAUCCCCUUUAUGGGCCAUCAGGAAUGCAUCCUUGCAGCUAUUUGGCACCAUUGUUUCUCGGCUGGUGGGACGCAGGAAGACAGAAGCAGACUGGUCCAUGUUCAACCUAACUCCUGCAGCUGAGUUUUUCACUGCUCAUCCCCGUUUACUCUCCACUGUUGCACACGUCUUGCAGACACAUCAGGACAUACGACUCGUAUUUGCCCAUCAUGUUUCCCUCAUCCCUACCCUGGGAUUCCUUUCUCGCUUCUCCACUCAAGUGUCUGUUUUGUCGCAUCUGGAGCAGGAAUUCCAAGAUUUGACAGAGAAAUAUCUUCGACCAUUGAUGUUGAGCCCGAUCGCCAUCGUCAGAAACCUCUCUGCCCAAUGCAUUGCACAACUAGAACUACCUGAUAAAAGAGCAUUGACAAGACCCACAUGCUGGAAUGCCAUUCACUCUAAUUUGGUGUAUAUGUCUCAUCUCUUGCUCCUGGGAAGUGACUUCGACUUUUAUUCAGCCAUAAUGUCCCUCUUUGAAAUUGCUCAUGAUGAGAUUCCAUCAAUAUGUGCACAGUUGAUUGUGAAAUUGUGGGAAGGACUAGUGAUGCAAGAGAAAAUAGAGUUAAAGGCUACUGAUGAAGUUUUGAGGAAGAUGGAAAAAAAGUUGAAAAUGGAUCAUUACAUUGGACCAUUUCUUAGGAUGUCUUUGACCCAAAGUGAGGAAAAACUUAUUGCCACAGUAAAGGAUAUGUGCCAAAAAGGACAUGGGCAGUCAGUGGCCUCCUUUUUGGCAUCAAUCUUGCCAAUUCUUGGCCAAUCAACAAGGGAAGUAGCUGCUGCUUGCUUUGCUCACCAUGGCAUUUUAUGCCCCUUCCUAAUUUACAUGCAGGAAGAGGCUCCUGAAGACUUGAUAAACUCUGCAUUGGUGGCUGUUGGAGGUGAUCCAUCUCUCCUGCCUGUGAUUGCUCACUUUGGUUCCAAAGGUCAUGUCAAGUGCAUUAGAAGGGUGGAUGUUUUAGCAGUUGAAUGGAGCAGACCCUAUCAAACUCCUGAUCGACGAUUUGCUGUGAUGAAGAGUAUGGAAAUCCUUCACAGGAAAUUGAGUUUGCAGUGCUUUGGACCAGUUGUUAUGAAUUUCCUUCAAGAUGAUGAUGUUUCACUGAGAGAACAAAUGUCAGUCUUGGUGACCAAAAUGAUUGACCAAGAUUUCCCCUUGCAGCCAUGGAAGGCACUUCAAGCUUUCCUUUGCCACCUCAAGACCACCAAGAAACCUGUUCCCAUCCUCAGCUUCCUGUGGCAGUACCUGGAAUGCAAUGAAGUUGAAGAAGUCAACAUCACCGCCAGCAGUGAGGUUCUCUUUGAGGCAGAAGAGGCAAGAGUGUUUGCAAAUGAAGUCCUCGUUGUGAAGAUGGUGGGUGAAGUUUUUGCAGAGGUUUUGGCCAUGAUUCAUGAUCUGAAUCAGUGGCAGGAGUGGAUUUUGAAAAUCAUCACAGCUGCUGAAAAGCAUGAUGAAGUAUUCCAGCUUCUUGAAGAUACCAUUCUCCUACUCACCAUCACCAUGCUGAUGUACUCAUCCUAUGUGUUCCUCCCUCACUACACCAUGUCCCUAUUGGAAUACCUUGCCUUAUGGCCCUUUUCAUCCUCAGAAGGAGCAACUGAUCAAAAUGAAUCUCUGAACCGCAAUAUAAUACCUGAAUUGAGGCGUAUCAGGUAUUCUAAGUCCUCACUCAAGAGAGCAUCUUUUGAGUUGUAUGAAGGUGCUGUGGACAAUUUAGAAUACAUGAGGUUCUUCAAGCAAUUGAAAAUGCCAGACACACUCUAUUCCUGGUAUUUAGUAACUGAGCUUCACGUAUGGAUGAUGAUGGUGCGAGUGAUGCGAGAGGAGAAGCACGGCCGAUAUUUGCGAAACUGCAUGUCUGAAAUCCUUUGGCAAGACAUCGAGGCCCGCAUCAAGGCUCUUGGAGACACCUCAUCCAGAGUUAUUCGAACCAACUUGUCUGAAAUCCAUGAGCAGUUCCAAGCAGCUCUCUUCAACUAUGAUGAAGGUGUCCUUAGUUCUGAUUGUGUUCUUGCUGGUGCUCUGUGGCGGCGGAUCCUCAGCCGUCAGGUGGAUGCCAAGAACAUGGAGGCUAUGGUUCAUUAUGUGAGGGGGACUCUUCACAUGAUGGAUGCAGUGCCUUCUGAGCAGCUGAUCAUGAAGCCUUCUGAUUGCUUUUCUUGGUUGAGGCUCAAUGGUGUAUAA